AUGGAGAUUCAUAAUUCGGCAGCUCCUAGCGAGAUUAUUUUUCCUCUUACAGCAUCGUCGCACGAGCCCUGUGUGUUCUACUACAACAAUGGUCCCUUGGAAGUGAGAGCGCCAAGGAAGAGAGGGCGACCAGCAGGCUCAAAGAAAAUACCUAAAUCAAAAGAUCCCCAUCCUGAAGCCGACAAUGACUUCCACUUUAUCCACAUGGACGGCGACAAUUCCAGCAUCAGCGACGAAACGCGCAUCGCCAUUCGAAAACGCGUCAUGGCGAAUUAUACGCAUCGCAAACGCCGGCGAGCGACUGAAUCCCACCGAAAUUCGCUGAAGCUUGUGCGUGAGAUUUGUCAGGUGGAUCCAUUCGAUGCGUUCCCGAUCAAGUUUGAGCCAUAUAUAUAUGACAACACUUUCUCCGACGACGCAUUCUUGCAUCUUCUUAUCGGAUGCGCAGACGCACACAACACGCGCUGCAUGCAUUUCGAGGAUCGUCCUGUCGCCUUACGACACAUGCAAAAAGCCUUGUCGAUUAUGAAGAGUCGGAUUGCGACGAUAAGGGCCGUGACGGACGCGACAAUUGCGGUCAUUGCGACGUUGGCUUUCGUGGAGAAAACGAGAGGGUCGUUUGAGAAUUGGCGGAUACAUAUGCAGGGUCUGAAGAGACUGGUUGAUAUGAGAGGUGGACUGGGGAGUUUGGAGACGAAGCCGAUGGUCAUGACUAAGGUUUUUCGGGCCGAUUUGUGUGGAUCGAUUGAUACCGUCGGAGUACCUUUCUUCUCGAAUCACUACUUACCGUCUCCAAGUCAAGUGAUAAGCGACAGCGACAAGAGUGCCGCCGGCUUCGACAGUCUUCGUGCCCAAAUUACUUUCGAAAAUGACAUCGAAUGUCAUAUAGCAACAUUGGAAGAAGCGACGCGCUUAACAGCUUCACUCAGGACGAAAAAGCACAACGGCCAAGUGGACGCAGCCAGAAUCCGAUUUCUAGUCACAAGAACACAAUACAGUCUCCUCUCAGCACCGAAACAUUCGAACACAGUACACGAAAUAUGUAGAUUAGUUUUAAUACUCUAUUCGGAGAAUAUAGUCAACGAAAGCCCACCUCGCUUGCCGAUCUGCGACGUUCUAAUAACCAAGUUCCGCGACAUUUGGACCGAACCCAGCAACAAUGACACCCCAGUGCCGCGCGAUUUCAAAUUAUGGUGUUUAUUUGUCGCUGCUUCUGUGAUUAGUGUCGUUGCAGAGCCCCUGAUGGAUUGGUACUUGGCAUAUAUCAAUGAGACAGCAUCCCAAAUGCGGAUUCACGAAUGGAGCGAGCUGGUGGAUGUGUUUGAUGCAUUCCUGUGGGACGAGGUCGUGCAUAGCAAGAGGUAUAUGGAGAUAUGGGGUGAUGCCAUAAAAUUCAAGACUUGCUAA
Messenger RNA from Talaromyces amestolkiae, 1407 nucleotides. RefSeq lists its product as uncharacterized. The transcript is spliced from 6 exons. Bases 1 to 1407 code for a protein of 468 amino acids. Lineage: Eukaryota; Fungi; Ascomycota; Eurotiomycetes; Eurotiales; Trichocomaceae. The record is from RefSeq and is a predicted model, not a curated record.